Messenger RNA from Haliotis rubra (blacklip abalone), 1747 nucleotides. Its product is annotated as prostaglandin reductase 2-like. The record is from RefSeq and is a predicted model, not a curated record. The transcript has 8 exons. The coding region runs from base 292 to 1488 and encodes 398 amino acids. Gene Ontology annotation, biological process: prostaglandin metabolic process. Lineage: Eukaryota; Metazoa; Mollusca; Gastropoda; Lepetellida; Haliotidae. Gene Ontology annotation, molecular function: 15-oxoprostaglandin 13-reductase [NAD(P)+] activity.
UUGGAUAACCUAUUUAGAAAAUAAUGUUUAUUUUAAAACGAAAUAAGGGAAAUCAGAAAUACUGAUAAUUAGAUCUAAAUCUAUGUCCAGAGGUGAUUUUGUUUUUGGGGGUGUACUAAUGUAAAAUAAUAACUUUUGUCAGGUAAUUCAAGCGGAUGAAAACGUUACUUCAUCUUAAAGUACAAAUUUUCAUUAAUAUACCACGGAAUCUGUUUCAAACGUCAUUAGUUAAAAAAACAAAAAUUGGUAUAAACACUAAAGUUCUCAUGAGAGUUAUCUCCCUUCUACCGUAUGCUAAAGUCCAACUCCGUGUCAAGUCAAUUACAUGUUGGUUCAAUGCCUGGGGAGAUGAAUAAGAGGGUAUAUCUGAAGUCACGACCUGGGGUGAAUGGGGAACCUACCGAAGAUAAUUUUUGUGUAGAAGACUGUGAAACACCUUCACCAGACCAGCUCCAUGACGGAGAGGCACUGGUCCAAACCCUCUACCUCUCUGUCGACCCAGCAUUUGUAUGCAUGUCAUGUACACUACAAACUUUCAAAAAACCCAUGCUGUCUCCAUCAGGAUAUAAUGGAGUGUACUGUCAUUCACAAACAAGAUGUUGUUUAAAUGAGGACUCUGGGGCGGAGUAUUUGACUCCCCUGCAGAUCGGUGACACUGUGCACUGGUUAGGUAUUGGUGUUGUCACGGCAAGCAAGGACAAGGGACUCGACCAUGGGGACUUUGUCACAUCAAACUUUGACUGGCCAUGGACAAAGGUCUUUGUCAAGGCGGCUAACCGGCUGAAAAAGCUGCCAAAAGAAAGUGUUCAAGAACGUCCAUCUCUAGCUCUCAGUGCUCUUGGUGUGACUGGUCUCACAGCUUAUCUUGGAAUCAAGGUGAAAGGUCAUGUGUCCCCGGCAGCCAAUCAGACGAUGGUUAUCAGUGCUGCAGCAGGAUCAACAGGGUCACUUGCUGGACAGAUAGCCCGGGCCGAGGGCUGCAAGUGUGUGGUGGGCAUCUGUGGCAGUGAGGAGAAGUGUGCAUAUCUCACAUCCCAGCUGGGUUUUGAUGCUGCCAUUAAUUACAAGGCAGAGGAUGUCAGUAGUAGACUGAAGGAAACGUGUCCAGAUGGAAUAGACGUGUACUUUGACAACGUUGGUGGUGACAUCAGCGACAAGGUCAUACAACAGAUGAACCAGGACUCACAUGUGAUUCUGUGUGGUCAGAUCGCAGUCUACAACAAGGAUGUCCCCUAUCCUCCUCCCAUUCCAACAUCCACUCAGCAAACUCUGGCGGAGAGGAACAUCACCAGAGAUCGCUUCCUUGUGUUGAACUAUGCAGACCAGUUUGAUGAGGCUCUGCAGACUCUCGCUGGCAUGUUGCACCAAGGCAAGCUGCAGGUUCGAGAAACUGUAAUGGAGGGUGUUGAGAAUGCAGGGAAAGCCUUCGUGUCUAUGAUGAAGGGUGGAAACAUAGGGAAACAAGUGGUGAAAGUGGCAGACAUGUGAACCGGCCAGCUUCCCCAGAAUGACAGACGUGGGAAGAGGGCAGACAUGAGAAGAGGACAGACAUGAGAAGAGGGCAAACGUGAAGGGUCAUAUGUGUGAGAGAGCCAGACAUCAGACAGGUGUGAAGGGGGUAAACAUAAGAAGAUGAUCUUUGUGUGGACUGAGGAGACGUUGACACUCUGUACAUCCCAUACAUGCAGGAUGAAGAACCACAUUCAUUAUAAUCAUCAACAUCAACAAUAAACCAUAUUUCCAUUGA